AUGUUUGUUUGUGAGUAUGCUGGUGAAAUAAUUAAGACUGAAGAGGCUAAACGAAGAUGGGAAGAAAUGAAUAAUAAUGCGAUAGCUCGAAAUUAUGUGUUGUGUCUGAAAGAACAUGUGCAGGAUCGCAUUCUUCGAACAAACAUCGAUCCAAUUCAUAUUGGAAAUGCUGGAAGAUAUAUCAAUCAUUCAUGUGCACCAAAUCUUCAGAUUUAUCUGGUUCGUAUCAACUCUUUAAUUCCUGUUGCAGCAUUUUUUGCUGUAAGGGAUAUCGAAAUAGGAGAAGAAUUGACAUUUGAUUAUUCUGGAGCCGAUGAUCACUGCGGACAAAGCGGGGCGAUGAUAGAUGGUAUUGAGGAUAAAAAGGGGAUGAAAAAAUGUUUAUGCGGAAGUGAGAUUUGUAAAGGAACGUUACCCUUUGAUCAAAGGUUAUAA
Messenger RNA from Cetraspora pellucida, 435 nucleotides. The record is from the annotation of a GenBank genome assembly. Lineage: Eukaryota; Fungi; Glomeromycota; Glomeromycetes; Diversisporales; Gigasporaceae.